AUGCCUACGCUCGGUUCGAGCGACGCUUCGCUGAGACUCCCAGCCAGCUUCCCACCACGGGUAGAGAGCGGCACUAGAUAUACCCGCUAUGUGCGAGGCCAAGAGGACAUAGGACGAAUACUACAAGAUGAAAUCUCGGAGGACGACCUCGCGCAGCCGCACCGAGACCAGGCUCCACGAAGGUCGUUCCAGUCCUUACGCCUAAGGAGACGACCAUGCAGGCUUGCCAGCCUGCGACCUUGGGAGCUGUAUCCGCGCGAAGAGCGAUUGAAAUGCCGUAGGAGACAUCCAGUACUACUUCAUGGAAGUAGACGGGGCGCAGAGAUGGGGAAAGAUGAGCUCGAAGCUCAAGCCGAGAGUAAUCCUUCCCCACCGCCGAGCCCUCUACAGUCUGGAUCUCCCUCUGCCACCGUCAUCGGAUCUCGCCCUCGUUCCCCUGCCAAAGAUCAAGUCAGAAGUGCCGUUCCAGAAUGCAAGACUGUGUUGCGCCAGUCCAAGGCACAGCCGGGCAAAGCUGAGGACAGACGUGCACAAGCGCGGCCGAAUGGGCUGUGCAGGUCUCUUCGAGAACGUCUUCGCGUGGGUGGUGUGCCGCGCUGGUGGUAUGAGGCAGGAUACACGGGCGGGGAUCCGGACGUAGUGUGCCCUGCCUUUCUGGAGCCAAGCGGAUAUGGAGACGCCGCUACUCGUGGCAGCUGA
Messenger RNA from Gloeophyllum trabeum ATCC 11539, 699 nucleotides. RefSeq lists its product as uncharacterized. The record is from RefSeq and is a predicted model, not a curated record. Lineage: Eukaryota; Fungi; Basidiomycota; Agaricomycetes; Gloeophyllales; Gloeophyllaceae. Bases 1 to 699 code for a protein of 232 amino acids. The transcript has 3 exons.